Messenger RNA from Rhinocladiella mackenziei CBS 650.93, 1962 nucleotides. Its product is annotated as tRNA pseudouridine(38-40) synthase. The coding region runs from base 1 to 1962 and encodes 653 amino acids. Lineage: Eukaryota; Fungi; Ascomycota; Eurotiomycetes; Chaetothyriales; Herpotrichiellaceae. The record is from RefSeq and is a predicted model, not a curated record. Gene Ontology annotation, cellular component: nucleus; cytoplasm. Gene Ontology annotation, biological process: tRNA pseudouridine synthesis; mRNA pseudouridine synthesis. The transcript has a single exon. Gene Ontology annotation, molecular function: pseudouridine synthase activity; RNA binding.
AUGGCCACGAACCAUGGUUCCUGCAAAGCUACGGAGCAAAAUCCACAGACAACAAACUACACGGCAUACAGUAAUGCGGAACUGAUCACGCGAAUCACGGCUCUCGAGCGCCAACUAAGGGAGCAGACCGAGCGACUGGCGACGCUCACGACGAGCACGAGCAAUAACACUUCCUCCGCUUCAUCGCUCCCGACUCAACUUCAGCCUCCAUCUACAACCGCACCGCUUCAAAGAAGACGGUCGGAAUCCCCCUCACGGCGCACCCGCACCUUCGAUCCCCGCGCAUACUCGACACGGCACAUCGCAUUGAAAUUCGCGUACCUGGGGGGCCGGUACAAUGGCUACGAGCACGCAAAUGGCAACGUGCUGCCCAAGCCGACGAUCGAGGAGGUACUAUGGAAAGCACUGCGUAAGGCGCGACUGAUUAGCCCGCCUGUCGAGGAUGGGGCGGAUGCCUCGAUGAAUGUCGUCUGGGAGGAAGAGCGGAGGUUCAGUAUGUACGCAGGCAAAGGCGAAGGCGAAGGCGAAAGCAGAGGGCAUGGGCGGGACGAGGGGAAAGAGAAGGACGGGCAAGGAAAGGUCAGACUGGAUCUGAACUGGGAGGGGUGCCAGUAUAGUAAGUGCGGCAGGACGGACAAAGGAGUCAGCGCUUUCGGGCAGGUCAUUGGGAUUAGGGUUCGGAGUAAUCGGCCCAUCCAAAAGGAGGAGGAUCAUCAAGCUACGAAGUCAAGCCGGGAGAAUGGACACAUUGACAGAAAAGACGUAGAAAGGUCUCUGUCCGGCAAAGUGGAAGAUGCCAUGCCCUCGAUCGACGCUGACGAUCUGGAAGCAGAAACAUACGUCAAGCCAUUCGACCCGAUCAAAGACGAGCUAUCGUACGUGUCUAUCCUCAACGCCAUCCUACCUCCAGACAUCAGAAUACUGGCCUGGUGCCCGGAUCCGCCGCCAACUUUUGACGCCCGGUUCUCCUGCCGUGAACGUCGGUACAAAUAUUUCUUCACGAAUCCUGCAUUUUGCCCGACCCCGGGUCCGUCGGGGAUGCGGGAUGCCAAGGGGAACCCCGCGGAGAUGAGGGAAGGGUGGCUCGAUAUCGACAAGAUGCGGGUGGCGGCGAAGAAAUUGGAGGGCCGGCAUGAUUUUCGGAAUCUGUGCAGGAUUGAUCCGAGUAAACAGAUGUCGAGCUGUGAGAGGAGAGUGACGUUUGCGGAUGUGCUGGAAUUUGAAGAGCCGGGGAGAGCCUUUGGGGCCAUGGAGGGGCUGAACCAGUUUGCCUCCCCAGACCACCAUAGGCGGCCGGUGUCUCCCACAGGUGGUCCGAAGGUGUAUACGUUUUGUGUCCACGGGACGGCAUUCCUCUGGCAUCAAGUCCGGUGCAUGGUGGCGGUGUUGUUCCUUGUCGGGCAAGGAUUAGAAGAGCCCAGCAUUAUCGAUGAAUUGCUUGAUGUGGAGAAGAACCCGUGCAGACCGCUCUAUGAGAUGGCCGAUGACGCGCCGCUGGUCCUCUGGGACUGCGUAUUCCCGGACGACGAGACAGACAUGAAGGACUCGAUGAAAUGGCUAUAUGCCGGGGAUGCGGCGAAUGUCCCCGCUCUCACGACGACCAAGAGUGAUGGCAAAUUUGGAGUGGGUGCUGUCGUCGACGAAUUGUGGAGUCAAUGGCGAAAGGCAAGGAUUCAAGAAACUCUGGCGGGGAGUCUGUUGGAUUUGGCCAUCAGUCAAGGCGACGGGACGUCCCUGCAGAGAGAUUCUCAACGAGAACCCCGCAAUGGGUUGUAUCGGAGCCAGAAGAUCUUUGAUGGCAGUGAGACGGCGAGAUUGGUGGGCAAAUAUGUGCCUGUGAUGAAGAAGCCGAAGAUGGAUUCCCUGCCGGCACAGAAUGCCAAAUGGGCGAACGGGCGUCAAAGUCGCCGCGAAGGGAAGAGUUCUCUGGGCACGAAUGGAGAGGAAAGUGGUCGUGCCUGA